Magnusiomyces paraingens is the source of this 2400-nucleotide messenger RNA. RefSeq lists its product as uncharacterized. Gene Ontology annotation, molecular function: protein binding. Bases 1 to 2400 code for a protein of 799 amino acids. NCBI's taxonomy places the organism in Eukaryota, Fungi, Ascomycota, Dipodascomycetes, Dipodascales, Dipodascaceae. The transcript has a single exon. The record is from RefSeq and is a predicted model, not a curated record.
AUGAUAUUCUCGGACCUUCCCUCUGAAAUUCAUUCAGAAAUUGCAAAAUAUCUUACUGUGCCAGACUUUAUUUCUCUCAGUCAAAUCUGCAUAGCACUCCAACCCUUGUAUCAAGUAUUCUCAUGGCGGCUUUGUAUCGUCUCUUGGAUAAAUAAAGGCGCGUCUUCUACGAAAACUCAUCGCUUUAUCCCUUAUAAGGCUUUCCUUAGUCCAAAGAAAUUCUCUUGGUUUAAAUUUUGGGAAGUCCAAACUAUCAUCUUCACAGAUGUAGAUAACGAAUGUACUCGUUAUUUUCUUCAAAUCCCAGCUGAUGCAGAAUUUCGAAAAGCAUAUCGGUUUCUACAAGAAGUAUAUAUUGAUUCCAAGGAAGAUAGUAGGGCUAUCGAGUUUAUCUUGUCCUCAGAAUUCUAUUCCACCUUUAUAUCUCAUUUCAUUUCGUCAACUCCUUCAAAUUUUUCAUUUAAGCUAUCACUGGUUGUUAGUCAGUCCUACAAUGAAAUUGUGACAGGGCCACAUGCGAGCUUGUCUCUCAGCGGUCUGUCCUUUAUUACCAAUCUUACCAUGAUAGGCUCUAAGCUCUCUGCAGCAAACAUCCCAAAAAGUUUUCCCUUUCCUAAUUUACAGACAUUGACCAUCAAAGAUGUACGAGUCUCUCUCAUGACCAACUUUCUUGAGCAACUAGAAGAUAGACAAGUCGCUCCCAAACUUCACACGAUGUUUUGUGAACUUGGUAUAUAUCAACGCCAAAACGUCAUAUAUGUUCAAAACUCUAUUGCAGCUUUGGCCAAACUACCAACUUCAAUACCUAAUUGUACUCUUCAUAUUAUUACAUCUGAUGAAAGCAGCUACAUGCGAUUAGAUCCUAAUAUCGAUGACACAGAGACGUCCACUCAUUUGUUCAGUUUGGAUAUUGUUACUAUUCUUAAGAUUGAUGAAAUUAACUUUGACAUGUCUUUAUUCAGUCUCAUGAUUGCAUUUCCUCGACUUUCAUUUCUCCAAUCCCCUAUAUACACAAUGACUGCAAACAUAAGUCCUAUUUUAUACCUUGAUAACUUUAAUAUUAUGGGGCAGCUCACUAAACUCUCCUUUUUGUUUGAUUCAGUUCUCAAUCUUCAAACGCUUCGUGCAAUUAAAACACUUAAAACUCUAAAAUGUUUUCAGUUUUAUCGUGGUGGUGAGGAAUUUUUCAAUUUUGUACCAGAACUUUUUGACUUUCUAUGCGAUGGAAUUAAACAUUUUUUUAAGUAUGCCCGUCACUUGAACAGAGAUGAAAUUGUUGCUUUACUUCGAGGAAAAUACCAAAAUUUGAUUGGUAUUUUAAAAACAGUAAGACCAAAAGCUGAAGCUGUUUCUCAUUCUCUUGCAAGCUCUUCUGAUGAUAGUAGCGAUAGUUUUAGUGAUACUGAUAGUAAUGAAAGUUACGACAGUCAUAGUAUUGAAGAUAACACCGUCACCAACAUGUUUAAUAAUAUUAAUGGUGAUGAUGAUUAUGAUUUUACUGGUGGUAGUAUUGACAAAAUCGGUAGUGGAGGCAGUAUUGGCGGUAACUACAAUUAUGAAGAUGAGAAUGAGAAUGAUAAUAACAAUGAAAUUAAAACUCAUAACAUUUCUCCCAAUGAAUAUAAUAGUCAAAGUGAAAGCGAAGAAAUAGAUCAAACAACAAAAAGCCCUGUUUACGACACAACACAAAAAACAGGUACAGAAUCGAGCUCAAAAUCCGGAAAGGUAAUGAAAUCAAAAGCUUAUGGAAAUGAAAAAAAAGGCAACACAUCUUCGGAUUCUGCUGGUUUUCUGGAAAGCAAAAAUGAUCCAUAUUUUGAUGAGAUUGUAGACAUUUUAGCUCUCAUGUACGAAAAUCCUACCGAAUGUCUUAGAAAGUACCAGGAUUCAUCGGUUGGAGAUAAUGGGAAACUCUUGAUCCUAUCUAUUUGUUUCUCUGACUCAUACCUCGAAAUGUUUCUUAAUUUUAGUAGUCUAGAAUAUGCUUGUCUGGACCUGGAUGUAAUUCGAAUAAACUAUCCCACGUUUGGGAUUAUCAAAUAUUUGGAGCAACACAGGGGUUCUUUGCGUCCACAUUUGAAAUCUGCCAAGCCUCAGCAUUCCUUGAAGCAAUGUUUGAUUUCUUUUGGAGAGCGCCAGGGAGCUCAAUGCCCAAAAGAUACUGAGUACUGGGACUUUUCUGAUGACAUUGCUGACCCUGAUUUUUUCGUGUCACAUUAUUAUGGCGUCUUUUAUAAGGACCCUUUUAUUCUUAAGCUUAAAACAGGAAGAGAAUAUCAAUUGCUUUUUGAUUUAGAACAGAGAAGAAAAUUCCAUGUGCCAAAUAAAGAAAAGGGUGAAGAAGGGGCUGUUUUGCGUGUUGCAGAUUUUUUUGAUAGCAAUUUCAAUGGAUGGAUUUAA